Molecule: messenger RNA, 2529 nt
Organism: Cucurbita moschata (crookneck pumpkin)
Lineage: Eukaryota; Viridiplantae; Streptophyta; Magnoliopsida; Cucurbitales; Cucurbitaceae
Product: probable RNA helicase SDE3
Exons: 4
Coding region: 113-2500 (795 amino acids)
Biological process (GO): regulatory ncRNA-mediated heterochromatin formation
Cellular component (GO): nuclear RNA-directed RNA polymerase complex
Source: RefSeq, a predicted model, not a curated record
UUCGAUUGUUUGAUCGUCACUAUAAUCAGAGGCUGAAAUCAACAGAUUCUUGUACGGAUUCUUUUGCGCUCUUCUGAGUGUUUUUGUUCCUUUUGAUCGAUUCAGGAGGACGAUGUCGAUGAUUAUAAAUUUUCUGCGUCGCAUUUUUGGGAUCGAUCGUCCCGAGAAUGACAAUCGUGGAAAAGCUCGGCAGCUUCGCGUUUUUGCAAGCUCUUACACGGGAUCGAAAUCGGAGUUCGACAAAGGCGGCUGUUCGAGAAGGUUUCAUCCGAGUAGGUAUCAGUUAAGCCAAUCAGUUAUAUCAAUCAAAAUUCGUCCGAAGUUCGGCAGGCCUUUGAGAGAUUUAAUUAAGAAACCUAAAUCUCUGUUUGAGUCGCUUGUGACGAUACAUACAGUCAGACCGUCGGCUUCAAUUAAGAACUCGGAAUCUUCGUCCAAGUCCGCCGUGAAGACAUAUGCUACCGGACAGUCGAUUUCAACCGAGAAACUGAAAUCGACGUCUAAGGUCGUCGGACAAUUUGAUUCAGUUAAGAAAUCGGAAUCCGUUAGCGUUUCGAGAGCUUCAGUGCCUUCUUCUGAGUUCAUUGCGAAGAUAGACGCCACCGCACAGUCGACUUCAAUUGAGAAAUCGGAAUCCGUUAGGGUUUCGAGAGCUUCAGAGCCUUCUUCUGAGUUCAUCGCGAAGACAAACGCCACCGCACAGUCGACUUCAUUUAACAAAUCGGAAUCCGUCAGGGUUUCGAGAGCUUCAGAGCUUUAUUCUGAGUUCAUCGCGAAGACAUACGCCACCGCACAGUCGACUUCAGUUAACAAAUCGGAAUCCGUCAGGGUUUCGAGAGCUUCAGAGCCUUCAUCUGAGUUCAUCUCGAAGAUCUACGCCACCGCACAGUCGACAUCAAAUAAGAAAUCGGUAUCAGAUAGUCAUUCGAGAGCUUCAAUUUCUUCAUCGAAUUUCUUCGUGACAACACACACUACCGGUAGAUCGGCUUCUCCUAAACCGGCGGUGCCGCUGCCGCAAGUUACCGCCGAGCCACCGCCGACCUCGAACCCGACUCUGCGUCCAGUUUCUGGCCAUGGAAGGAAUCGGUCGGCGUACAUUCUGGAGGCGAACAGUUCCUUGGCCUUGUACUUAAUUCCUAAAGACGUUGAAGAGUUGAUCAAAAACGACGCUGUUCCUCCAGUUCUGAGACAUCCCGUGUGUCCUGCGACUUACAAGUCUUAUUUUGCUGCUCUUCUCUACGCUGAGGACUUCUACUGUAAGAAAUGGAGCGACUACAAAUUGGAAAGCGUGAAUUUAGAGCUUCAAGAAAUUGCGAUUCGUAAACAAGCAAAUAGAAAAGGGAGAAUCAACGACGAUGAAAAGUUCUAUAAAACCUUCGUGGCAUUCGAGUUUGAUUCAGUUCCUGAGAGGCGGCCGUUUCUACUGUCGAGGGAUUUGGUCCACGCACGACUCUCUGGGACCGAAUACGAGCCAUUUCAGGGUUUCGUCUAUCGAGUUUCUUCGAGUCAUAGGUCGAGGAAGGGAAGCGUUCUUUUGGUUGAUUUUGGAGACGAUUUUUAUGACUGGCAUCAUGAAACCAACAAAUAUGAUAUCAGUUUCACCUUCAACAGAGUUUGUUUAAAAAGAGCUCACCAAGCCAUACAAGAAGCAUCUGAUUCUUUGUUCCACAAUUUCCUUUUCCCUGAAUCCAUGUCAAGAACAAGACAUCCCUCCAUUCAAGUUACACAUUCUACCCAUCAAUGUCUUGAUCCUGCUCAAAAAAAUGCAGUCCAUCACAUUUUGAACCUUCAUGGCUCACCACCUUAUCUGAUCAACGGUCCACCGUGCAUUCACGUCAACGACCGAGCCCGGAAUCGAACGUUCGAGCUUUCGAGAACAGGCACAAUCGUUAAAGAAGCAGUGAUUCAGAUUUACUCAACCUCUCCUAAUUGCAGAAUCCUAAUCUGUGCUCCUAAAAACUCAACAUGUGAUGAGCUGAUGAUAUCUUUGAAGAAGGUGAUUCCCGAGUCCAACAUGUUUCGUGCUAUCGCCGCUUUUCGAGAGCGAGACGAUGUACCAUACGACAUAUUGUCUUCGUGUUAUUACAACGAGGACGAGCAGUGUUUCAGUUCUCCAAUACUCGACAAGCUCCGCGAAUACAAGAUUAUAUUCUCGACGUACAUGAGUAGCUUCCGACUACAUGCUAAAGGCUUGGCUGCUGGACAUUUCAACCAUAUUUUCUUGCUCGAUGCAUCGGCAGCUAUCGAGCCAGAGACGUUGGUGCCUUUGACUAAGUUUGCUACAAAUGCAACCAGUGUUAUAGUUACUGGACAGACAGGGAACCAACCUAAUGUUCGGUCAACAAUCGGUCGAAGAAAUGGAUUGAAGACAUCAUAUUUUGAAAGACUUGAGCUAAGCUUGCCAUAUAUAGACCUUAAUCCUCUAUUCAUUUCAGGCUUAGAGGAACAGACAGGAAGUAAUGGCGAAGUUGUUGGGUUGACCGGUACAUAUAUGUAUUAACAUACCAUAUUUUAUAAUAUAUAUAUAUA